Procambarus clarkii (red swamp crayfish) is the source of this 525-nucleotide messenger RNA. Its product is annotated as osteocalcin 2-like. Lineage: Eukaryota; Metazoa; Arthropoda; Malacostraca; Decapoda; Cambaridae. The record is from RefSeq and is a predicted model, not a curated record.
AUGAAUUUGGGGAGUACAGCAUCAUCAGAUGAAGCAGCAUCAGAUGUAGCAUCAUCAGAUGAAGCAUCAUCAGAUGAAGCAUCAUCAGACGAAGCAUCAUCAGAUGAAGCAUCAUCAGAUGAAGCAUCAUCAGACGAAGCAUCAUCAGACGAAGCAUCAUCAGACGAAGCAGCAUCAGAUGAAGCAUCAUCAGAUGAAGCAUCAUCAGACGAAGCAUCAUCAGAUGAAGCAUCAUCAGACGAAGCAUCAUCAGAUGAAGCAUCAUCAGAUGAAGCAUCAUCAGACGAAGCAUCAUCAGAUGUAGCAUCAUCAGACGAAGCAUCAUCAGAUGUAGCAUCAUCUGAUGAAGCAUCAUCAGAUGUAGCAUCAUCAGACGAAGCAUCAUCAGAUGAAGCAUCAUCAGAUGAAGCAUCAUCAGACGAAGCAUCAUCAGAUGUAGCAUCAUCAGACGAAGCAUCAUCAGAUGUAGCAUCAUCUGAUGAAGCAUCAUCAGAUGUAGCAUCAAUUAUGCUAGAGAAACUUUGA